GUGUGGCCUUACAGAAUUCUUUCAAGCAUAAACUUGUGUACUUCCGAUUUAAGACACAUUCUAUAAUUGUUAAAAAAGUUUGCGCAUCUGUAUGGACAUGGCCUCCGAUCAAAAUGAUAAUUACAGUAAAACUGAAGAACUGUCGAGGUAUAUUUGGAAGUCAUAUCUGUGUCAUGGAAAGGCAAACUCAAUAACAAACAUAGCUAAGAAUAUGGCAUUAGUCUACGACUGUAUAAGUAGUAAUAGAUCUAACUGGGACCAAUAUUCAGGUGGCAGCACAUUUGAUGGGACGUCUGAUUAUGGGAAGAGCGAUGUCGAUGAUAUGAUUGUGUUUAGGGGUGUAGUUGUUAAACAUAGCGAAAGUAAUGAUUCAAAUAAAGAAAAGAAAAACAGUUCUGAUGAGCAAAAACAUCGUACUGUACUGGUUACCGAAUCAUCAAACUGCAGUCCUGGAUAUUAUAGGCUGAUUACAGCAGCUGACUUUGAGACAUUUGCGUUAAUUUUUGGUUGUCAACAUGAGGAUUUGGUAGAAGAAAGAUCAGGCAAAACUUAUCUAUCAAGCGACAAAUUUCUUCAGUUCAUGAUAAAAAGAUUUGAGCAUACAAUACCACUGAACACCACUGAACACACAGUGCACGGACCAUCUAUGAAAUUUGCUCACGAUAACAUAUAUGGUUAUCACAUUAAUAGACCAGACCUUCCGUUAGAUCAUGACACUGCUCACGCAAUUAUUUACGAUCAAUCGCCUAUUUGUAUGCAAGAAUGGACCCAAAGAGAAAGAAGAUUUAACUGGCCAAGUCAAAACAUGAUAGAGAAAAUUCAAAAACUAUCAUGGCAUUUCGUUCCUGUAGGUGAUAGAUCGUCGCUCAAUUUCUCACUCGAGUGGCGAUUAUCUUUUCUCCUUGGCGAGCGAGAGCUAGCUUGGAAUUUGAAUGAUACACAAAUACAAUGCCUUGUUAUUUUGAAGAAAUUACGGAAUACUCUCCUGGAGCCUGUUUUCCCAGACCUUAUAACAUCUUACCAUUUGAAGAAUAGUGUGUGUUGGUUGUCAGAGGAAACUGAUAUUGACCAGUGGGUUCCGGAGCAACUACUUUCAAGAAUUGGAGAUUGCUUGACGUACCUAGUUGAUGCUGUUGAAAAAGAAAAAUUGCCUCAUUAUUUUCACAGACAACGUAAUUUAUUCCAUAAUAGAUUUAUUGAGAAAAGAAUAAAAAAUCAAGUGAUUUCCAAACUUUGUUCGAUUAGGAACAAUCUAUUACAAUGUGCAAUGAGUUAUGGUCUUCCAGCAGACAGUCAUUUAUCUAAAUAUUGGAAAACACACACAGGAAACAUCGAUGGGGUUCUAGAAUCUUCCAAACGAAACAAGGAACUCAAUGAAUUAUUUAACCUGAAGAAAAAGGUCAGUAUACAGUCAAGAUUUAACCAGGGAAUUUCAUAUCUAUUUGCGAACAUUUCAGAUGCCUGCGAAUCUCUUCAUAAACUUGUACAGACUUCCAAAGCAAUUGGUGAACUUUUAGAUGUCGAUGUUAACUUUAAAACUAAAAUUCUGAAAUGUUUAGAUAUUCAAAUGGGUUUUAGAUAUUACGCGCAAUAUAUUAAUGAAGAAAAUGUACAAAGGAAAGAAGAAUUACUUAGAAGUACAAAAAGGCACUUUGAAGAUGGUGUUUUGAUAGAUGAUUUCACUGGAGCUCUCUAUUCUCUAUCUUUACAUUUUUGUUUAAAGGAAUACAAUACCGUCAUAAGUAAAAUAAAUACAAUUUUGGGCCAAAAGAAAUACCUUUUGUACACUGGGAAGUGUUCCCUUCUACAUGGAAUCGAGUUAGGGAUGCCCAAUGGAAACAUAUUUCAAACAUCCGAAGCUCCGGUGACCGCAGAUGAAGACGACAUAAUUGAAAGUGCAUUUGAUUUUAUCUUUUCACGUGACCACAUUUCUUGCUUACCUUAUCCGUUACAAGUAGAAUGUGCCAUGGUUAUGAUCCAGGACUAUGGAGAGAGAUUCAUUCUUAUUCAUCCGGCUGUCUAUAUAUUCCUCUUACUGCAACUGUCAUGUCUAAAAAUAUAUAAUUUUCCAGCAGCAGACGAAGCAUUAAAACAUCUUGAAGAAGCAGUCAGUAAUAUUGGGGAAAAUCUACAUAGGUAUCGAUCACUCAACAUUUUAGGAUACAGCUAUUCUGCCCAUAAAAGGACAAAUGAGGCUCUGGAAUGCUACAGAUUAUCACUUUAUCAUUCACGCAGUAAAUUACCACGUGUGAAGAACGCUGCAAUUUAUCAUGUUGCUAUAUUAGCUUAUUAUACGUAUAAAUUUUACGAAUUUUUCCGUAUUCCAAUCGGUGUAGGCUGUAGCUUUGUUCCAUCAACGGAUGAAGAAAGCACUCACAAUAGCAGUGGUGUAGAAGAUAUUAUCUAUAGCCGAAAUUAGAUAUGAUAAUUUCAGAUGGAAAUACGCAAUAAUGUUAAAACGGUGAAUUUUCACACGUUAGAAAAAUCAUCUACAGUAGUUUUAGAAUGUUUUUGAUAUUUCAAAGCCCAUUCAUUAGUCAUCAGAUUAGUUAUGUCGCUUCUUUUUUCAAUGAAUUAUUAGUAGUAGUAUUAUCAAUAUUCACUGUGUAAAUGUUGCCAUAGCAUUUUUAGAAGUCUGACAGUCACACUUAAAAUGUUGCCGUUUUUUUUUUGCACUUGAUAUGAUUUGCCGUUUAUGAUGUGCACUAACUAUAAUAUUCUGAAAUAGAAUCGUCUUCUAAAAUACAAAAAAUAUAUUACCAUGCACUAAUACCCCACUCAUUCGAGGAAAAUAGACAUUCUUCACAUGGCUAACAUUGUUUGACAAGGUACAUGUACAAAAUGAUGUGCUGUUAACCUAGUAUUAUGAUACUAGUAUGUUAAUAUUUGAUUUGAUAGCUGGUUGUUUCUUAUAAUUGACAAAAUUAACAUGCUGAGUGUUUUUCUGGCAUAAUUACAGUCUGUUAAACUAAAAUAUAAUCAUUGUAUCUA
This is a messenger RNA of Mytilus trossulus (common blue mussel), 2991 nucleotides long. RefSeq lists its product as uncharacterized. The transcript is spliced from 2 exons. NCBI's taxonomy places the organism in Eukaryota, Metazoa, Mollusca, Bivalvia, Mytilida, Mytilidae. Bases 92 to 2419 code for a protein of 775 amino acids. The record is from RefSeq and is a predicted model, not a curated record.